Molecule: messenger RNA, 576 nt
Organism: Exophiala aquamarina CBS 119918
Lineage: Eukaryota; Fungi; Ascomycota; Eurotiomycetes; Chaetothyriales; Herpotrichiellaceae
Exons: 2
Coding region: 1-576 (191 amino acids)
Source: RefSeq, a predicted model, not a curated record
AUGAAGCCCGCUCGCGUUAGGAACCUCGUCAACCGCAAAGGCGCUCUUUGGGCUCGAGCAAAGAGCCAAGCCAAGAUUUGGAAGGGUACGACAAUAUUCCAUUUCAUCUUACGCCUGCUCCAAUUGGUUGCCGGUCUCGUCGUCGUCGGCAUGUACGGCAAGUACCUCAACCGCGCCGUCAAGGUGGACGUAUACGCUGAUGGAAAAUGGGUGUACGCCGUCGUCGUCGGCUCCGUUGCCGCCGCGAGCGCCAUCACGUUCAUGUGCGCCGCAGGGUUCCUCCACUUUGGCACCGUCGCCGUCUGUUUUGCGUGGGAUUGGGUCCUCGUCAUUCUCUUCGCCGCCCUGACUGGCAUCUUCGGGUCGAUGUAUAUGCCCGAGCGGGUCGAGAUGGACGAGGACAUUCAAUACAUGAAGAUCGCCGUAAUAUUUGACCUCAUCAACCUGGGGCUCUGGUUCGCUAGCGCGGUCUGGUCGACAUUCGCCUUCUGUCGGGCGCGCAAGUUUCAAAUAUACGGCCGCAAAAAGGCCGGAGGUGAGCGAAGAGUCGCCCGAGCCCCCAGCGCCACGAGUUGA